Messenger RNA from Dryobates pubescens (Downy woodpecker), 2349 nucleotides. RefSeq names its product cytochrome b-245 chaperone 1. Bases 153 to 725 code for a protein of 190 amino acids. Lineage: Eukaryota; Metazoa; Chordata; Aves; Piciformes; Picidae. The record is from RefSeq and is a predicted model, not a curated record. The transcript has 7 exons.
GCCGCUCUGCCCACACUCUAUGGUUCGGGGUGGUGGUGAGACUGCAGGAAGCGGAGCUGCUCCGGCGUCUCAUUCAAAGUGCGUCCGGGCGGGUGUGCUGCUGCAGUGAGGUUUCAUGAGUCAGACUGGGCUGUUGGAAGUUUCUUCUGAAGAUGUACAUGUUGGUUGAAAAUCGCACCAGUUCCUAUCUUCAUCUGAAGAGGUCACCUGGCAUCCGAUCUUGGUCUCUCUUUGUUGGAAUAGCCUCCAUAGGUUUGGCUGCUGCUUAUUACAGUGCAGACAGCUUGGCAUGGAAGCUCUUCUAUAUGGCUGGGUGUUUCUUUGUGGCAGCACAGAAUCUGGAGCAGUGGGAGGAAGCUGUGCUUGAUAAGAAUAAGGGAACAAUCUGCCUAAAGACAUUCAGUCUUUACAAAAAAAUCCUGACCCUCUCAAAAGGAGGCAAUGAACAAGUAGUGGCUCUGCUGAAUGAGAUCAGAGAUGUGAAUGUGGAAGAGGAGACUGUGCGGUACUUCGGGAAGGGUUACCUGGUGGUGCUGCGAUUCAUCACUGGGUUUUCACACCCACUGACUCAGAGUGCAGUGCUGGGCUGCAGAAGUGAUGUGGAAGCAGUUGCCAAACUCAUCAUGAGUUUUCUGGAACUGGACAGAGUAGAGAGCCCACAAGAUUUCUCUCAGAGCAGCGAAACAGAGGCUAGUGAUGCAGAUGAACCACAGGAUAAAUACUAAGUCAUCACAAGCUGAAGAAAGAAGAGGUUUUCAAACAUCUGGAAAAUAUGCUGGUUGUUCUUCAGGAAAAGAAAUCUUGCUGUCUUGACUGGGGCAUUUCUCUACAUGGGCAUUUACAAUGGGAGGAAUGUGUCUUGGGGCACCUUUGUUAGUGCUAAACUGCUUCAAGAUCCACGCUCCCAGUAUUGCCACUGUAGAAUCCAAAGCAAAUUCCAUUUUAUAUGCUACUUUGCCUUAGUUUCUGCACUUGGACAAUGCUGGCUUUUGAACAUUGUCAGCUCAUCAAACUUGUCUGGGAAUAGUUAUUUAUCAAUGAAUUGGUUUGAGAUCAGUUAUUGCUUUCCCAUUAAUAGAGAUACAGAUGUUAACUUCCACUUAGUACAAACAUCUGUUGCAGAUAGUGUAGGAAAUGCAGAAGAGCUGAACUUGUUUUUCUUGAAAUGUAAAUGCCUGAAUAUAUUGCUAAAUUGGUUUAAAGCAUCUUAAUAUAUGCAAUUAGGUGAUGCAGAACAGUGGCACUUUCACAUUCUCUACUACUGUCUUGCCAUUAGGUACUAGUGGAAAUUAAAGCUUGAGUGACUGUCUUGGAAUUGGAAACAUAAGGCUGAUCAACUUGCUAUUUGUCUUCUCUUGGAUUUGCCAGGGAGCUGUAAAUUGUGAGCAAGGAAUGAGCACAUUGAUUUUAACAUCUUCAGGAUGUUCUAGCUUAAUCCUGUUCUGCUUAACUUCUGGUAUAGGCUACCCUAAGAGAGAAUAACCUUUUCCUACACCUCAACAUUGACUAUUGUAACUCUGUAUUUCAAAAGGAAGGAAAGCACAUCUGGUACUUUAGCUAGGGAAAAGACUGAUGUCCAACAGCAUGGUAGCCUAGAUUUGUUUAGUAUUUCCUCACAUGAAAGGAUACUGAAGUGCUGAUGUUUUUUAAACAUAGCUGGGAUAGAUCCAUGUUUUAUUCCCUGUCUGUAGUGUCCUGUGUUCUCACCAGUGGUUUCACUAAUAGUUAAAGUAUGAAUUUUCCACGGUAUUUCUUGAAGUAAAAGCUACCUCUUAGUCAACAUGUUCUGUCUAGAAGUAAAACUUCAUCAUGCCUGUAUCAACUUGUUAGUAGAGGGGAAAAAAAAGUUAAGAGCUGAAAGUUCCUUCAGCAUGGUAGAACUGCUUAUAUGAAAGUUCUGCCAAAUUUUGCUUGGGAAUUGUAUGGUCUGAAGACCUGAAUUAGAAAAUACUUGCAGUUACUUCUAGAUCUGAACAGGGUACAAAGUAACUGUGUGGUCUCCUUUUCCAUUUGGCCAGCAGCACGUCUUCUGGCAGUAGUUUUCUCCAGGACUUAGAAGAACCUGCAUUUUUGUUUCAAAGCACUCUACCUCUACUGAAGAGAAAGCUAGGAAAGGAUUUCAGCUAUGUUAUGUUGUAUGUUGCAGCUAUAUCUGAAACUAAGCACAGGCUUCUCUGACCAAAGAACAGGCUGUACCAACAGUUUGCUUCCAGCCUUUUAGACCUAGUGAGACAAAGAUGCUCUUACUGGUGGUUUGAAAGGGUAAUCACACUGUAACAGGGGGAUCAGUGUGGAUGCAGCUUCACUGCGACACAGAACUGGGUCUAGUUCUAUUCAAUAAGAAACUUG